UUCCAUGUACUAGGCAGAGUUCCUGAUUGAUUGUUGAUUAAUUAAUAAGAUUGAAUAAGGAAAACAAUCCAUGGAAAUCGUUCAGUUUAGGGAAAAAUAUAUUUUUAUUAGACCAAUAAAGUACAAAUAUUAGCUCCUCCCCGUCCUGUAGUGAUCUAGCAAGAAAUCUAGAAACUCGGAGAGGUUGAAAGAAGGUUGAGUUUCGUGUUUAUCUGUCAUUGUGACAAAAAGGUGGUGGAAGUGUGAAAAAUUAGUCGCGUUGAGUAAAGCCCCGUUUAUCGCGAUGGGCGAGCUUUUGAACGGCGGAUCACUGCGUGAGAGGGAGCUUUUUUGAAAGGCGGCCCGGCCCCCGGACUCAGCGGAAACACACGUGCCGCUCGCCCCGUUUUUACAGGCAGAUUCGCCAAAACGGCCAACAUAUGGAAGUUGCCAAGUCGUUGUUUUCCUCCAGGCCCCACGACGGCUACACCGGCAGGGAAAACCACAACGAACAAGUCACUACAGUAUACUCUGAUGAUGAAGAAUCAGAGCAGAGUCCUGAGCCUUUCCAGGAAAGGGUGGAUGCGACUCCAGAAGGGCCGUUUUCAGCACUCACACCAUCAAUGCGACCUCAGGAGAUCCUCGCUCAGAUUCGCAAAGCGCAAGAGAACACCGAUGACUCCAAUUUGGAAUCGGAAUACCGAUUUGACGAAUUUGGAUUCAGGAUAGAAGAUGAAAAAACAGAAAAGAACUCAAACGAAGUGGUUUCAGCCCCUUUAGCUGAAGAUGCCAAAGAAAGGUUAAAAUGGCUAGCUCAUUUAGAGUUCAGCCAUAACAACGACUCAAAAGAUUUAUCAUGGGAGAGGGUCGAGCUGAGGCUACCAAAGACAGACAAAUUAAGAGAGAUGGUAAGAGAAGGGAUUCCGCACUCGCUCCGGCCACAGCUCUGGAUGCGGUUUUCAGGCGGGCUUGCCAAGAAAAUGAACUCAGACGUCAGCUACAGGGACAUAGUCAAGGAGUCUUCAAACGAAGACUUAGCCUCGAGCAAACAGAUUGAAAAAGAUCUCCUGAGAACACUUCCGGGUAAUGCUUGUUUCAGUAGUUUGACAUCGACUGGCAUCCCUCGGUUACGGCGAAUCCUCCGGGGAAUUGCUUGGCUCUAUCCUGACAUCGGGUAUUGUCAGGGAAUGGGUAUGGUAGCGGCCUCCCUCCUCCUCUUUCUAGAAGAAGACGAUUGUUUUUGGAUGAUGUGCACAAUUGUCGAGGACCUUUUGCCAGCAUCAUAUUACACGACAACUUUAAUGGGAGUUUUAGCAGAUCAGAGAGUUUUGAGGACUUUGAUCUGCAGUUAUUUACCAUCAGUGGAUGUCACCUUGCGCCAGCACGACAUCGAGCUUUCUCUCAUAACUGUGCACUGGUUCCUCACCAUUUUUGCCUCUGUUGUGAACACCAAAAUCCAGCUGAGAAUUUGGGAUAUCUUCUUCUUUGACGGCUCCAUCAUAUUGUUUCAGAUAACACUUGGGAUGUUGAAAAUCAAAGAACCGACGUUAAAAGAGCUUGAGAACUCAGCGCAAAUAUUCAACUGCCUGGCUAGCAUCCCUGGGGAGAUCGAUGAUGUUGAACAGUUGCUACAGGUUUCACUAGAAGUAGGAAGCACUCUGACAGACAUGAUAAUCGAUACACAGAGGAGACGACACCUUGCCUACCUCAUGACAGACCAAGGCGCUCUCGUCGGCAACCCCGAAUGCGCUCCAAAUCUCCCUAAACAGCACCUGACCAGGAGGCAAUUAAAAAAAUCAAAAUCGGUGAUACAGCUUAUACUUUUUGGUGACGAAGAAAGUGGAGAGGAUGUAAAAUCAAAAAACAUUAGGCAAACAGAGAUUCUCGUUGACUUGCGAGAGUCGAUAUUGCAGGUGGCGAGGCAUUUUUUCACGAUGGAACCAAAACUUAACAAAGAGGGAUGCCUUAUCGCCGACUACAGCCUCGAGAGUCAUUCUUUAGACCACGAACACUAUCUCAAUGUGUCUAGGAAUAGGUUAAGGCGAGCGAAAGCUAUGUUAGAUUUUAAAAGAGGGGACGAUGAUGAAUUGGGCUUUCGUAAAAACGACAUAAUCACUAUUAUUAGUCAAAACGACGAAGACUGUUGGGUCGGAGAACUCAACGGGCUUAGAGGCUGGUUUCCGGCGAAAUUUGUACAAGUUUUGGACGAAAGGAGCAAACAGUACACAUUUGCCGGUGACGAUUCGGUUAGCGAAACUAUAACGGAUUUGGUGAGAGGCACACUCUGUCCUGCCAUUAAACAAGUUUUCGAGCAUGGUAUGAAGAGGCCGAAUUUUCUCGGUGGCCCUUGUCACCCGUGGCUUUUUAUUGAAGAGGCUGCAACCCGUGAGGUUGAAAAAGAUUUUAACUCGGUGUACAGCCGGCUGGUACUUUGCAAAACAUACCGACUAGAUGAAGAUGGGAAAGUGCUCACGCCUGAAGAGCUUCUUUACAGGUGCAUUCAAGCAGUCAAUUUAAGUCAUGACAACGCCCAUGCUCAAAUGGACGUGAAACUGAGAAGCCUCGUCUGUCUCGGCUUGAACGAGCAAGUCCUGCACCUUUGGCUCGAAGUGCUUUGCUCAAGUCUUGAUGUCGUUCAGAAAUGGUACCAACCUUGGAGUUUUAUGAGUAGCCCUGGAUGGGUGCAGGUUAAGUGUGAAUUGAGGAUCCUUUCACAGUUUGCCUUCAACCUCAAUCCAGACUGGGAGUUGCCAGCCAAACGAGGUCCACUGCAACCUCUCAAGGAUGGCGUACGAGAUAUGCUCGUCAAACACCAUCUCUUCAGCUGGGAUCUGUAAACUUUGAAAUCAAACUUGGCGUCCACAUUGACUGAAUAAAAAAAUUUAAAAAUCAGGA
Cimex lectularius (bed bug) is the source of this 2874-nucleotide messenger RNA. Its product is annotated as small G protein signaling modulator 3 homolog. The coding region runs from base 420 to 2816 and encodes 798 amino acids. Gene Ontology annotation, molecular function: protein binding. The record is from RefSeq and is a predicted model, not a curated record. The transcript is spliced from 15 exons. Lineage: Eukaryota; Metazoa; Arthropoda; Insecta; Hemiptera; Cimicidae.